CAGCUCUGUCGAUCUAAACCGGUGCUCAGUUAUCGACCUUGCAACACCAGCAGAGGAAAAUGUUAGCCAAGAGUUAAGAUUUUCAGAUCAACGAAGCCAUGUAUCGAUGACUGCCAGCGAGUUCUCGGUACCAGCUCUGACGAAUCAACAGCAACUGCAGUCAACAUGUGCGUUCACAGGUGCUGACGGGACACCUAACUUCAGUCAAGUUGUGAACCAAACACAGCAAACCCAAGGUCACAUAGCCUCGGACUUCGGACAGGCACAAGCAGUGGCCAGCAAAACUGACAUCAAUGGCUAUCUACAUGGCCAGCAAAAUGAAGCCCCAUCUCAGACAAACUACAACCAAUUCUGCUCUUUGCCUUCAAACGACUUCCUCGGAAACACUUCAAAACUCGGCAUGCAGUUCCAGGCUCAGCAGUAUUUCAACCAACAGUUCCCGAACUACCCUCACACGCAACAGAUGUAUAUGAACAUGAGUCAUCCCUUUUACAACAAUAACCAACAGUCAAAUGGGUGCCAGUACAUCAACAACAACGAGAAGGUACGGGAAGACGAAGCAGAUGGCGGAAAGAGUAAAAGGAUCCGAACAUUGUACACGAAGUUCCAGACGAGAGUUCUCGAGUACUAUUUCGCACAGAAUCAGUACAUUGGCCUUCCCCAAAGAGCAGCCAUUGCUGCACAGUUGCAACUGUCUCAAACUCAGAUCAAAAUCUGGUUCCAAAACAAGCGAGCCAAGAUCCGACGAAAUGAGCGUGGAUUCGUUCUUCAACCGAACCCGCAAUCAGGACAAAUAACCGAAUCAGCUCAAUCUGAAUCACCCCAACAAGAAAACGAUGUCAAUUCGGAUGCACACGAGAUGAACAAAGAAAACGUGAACAUACUUGACGCACUUUCAAGGGAACGAGAUCUCGCCGAUGUCUAUGAACAAAACGAAAACGAGAGACAACAGCAGGAAAGUAACGUGAACGACCACUCACUGAGUUGUCAAACCGGAUUUGAAAACCGAAAUUGCGGAAGUGAACCAAGAACUGCUGUGCUUGCACAGUGUGACAACCUGCAGAUGAUCAACCCCCAACAGCAAAGCAUGCUGAUUUGCGAAUCUGAGUGAAAUAAAAUGGAUAUGCUUCUGCCGUAAACAAACUCAUAUCAAACUAUUUACAUUUACAUUCCAAAGUAAAAACUUUCCAUUGCUUUGCCAUAAAGUGCUUAACAAACAAAUAACUCCGCUUAUAGAUCUAUGUCUUAGAAACCUAUGGGAUCCUGUCUUUCAUAUAAUUGACACCUUUUAAGGGGACAAUUCUCAUGACAUUUUUCGAGCCAGAAGAUUUCGAAAUUAUACAAAACAAUUUUAAAAACUUUAACUGAUUGUCAACUUUUCAUACAGAAAAUUGAUUACUCAAUA
Symsagittifera roscoffensis is the source of this 1405-nucleotide messenger RNA. RefSeq names its product homeobox protein ceh-43-like. The coding region runs from base 107 to 1111 and encodes 334 amino acids. The transcript has 3 exons. The record is from RefSeq and is a predicted model, not a curated record. Gene Ontology annotation, biological process: regulation of transcription by RNA polymerase II. Gene Ontology annotation, molecular function: DNA-binding transcription factor activity, RNA polymerase II-specific; RNA polymerase II cis-regulatory region sequence-specific DNA binding. NCBI's taxonomy places the organism in Eukaryota, Metazoa, Xenacoelomorpha, Acoela, Convolutidae.